Molecule: messenger RNA, 1432 nt
Organism: Cylas formicarius (sweet potato weevil)
Lineage: Eukaryota; Metazoa; Arthropoda; Insecta; Coleoptera; Brentidae
Product: tyrosine aminotransferase
Exons: 1
Coding region: 70-1359 (429 amino acids)
Biological process (GO): biosynthetic process; aromatic amino acid metabolic process
Molecular function (GO): L-tyrosine:2-oxoglutarate transaminase activity; pyridoxal phosphate binding
Source: RefSeq, a predicted model, not a curated record
GCCUCGCGAUUGCGAAAAUCUCCUCACAACCCGUUCGCUGCGCGUUUCGUUAUAUCUUUCCACGUGAUAAUGCUCGACAAACUAAAUAGCGCUAGUGAGGAUUUCGAUUUAACUGUGAGCAGUGCCGCCAAAGCCGACGUUUGGAAAGUGGAACCGUCAGCCGUAGCGAAAAACUGCAGGAACUUGAUAAGGGAAGUCGUAGACACUUUAGAUCUGCAGCCGAACCCGGCCAAAUCGGUGAUCGCGCUCUCUCUAGGGGAUCCGACGAUAUACGGCAACCUCGCCCCGCCUCCGGAAGCGGUAAAAGCCGUCGUAGCCGCUACCGAAGGGGGCGGCUACAAUGGCUACGCGCCGAGCGUAGGCUACAACCGAGCGCGAAGCGCCGUAGCCGAUUACGUGAGCUACGACGGAGUACGCUACGAAGCCCGAGACGUGAUUCUCUGCAGCGGGUGCUCUUCUGCGCUAGAAAUGUGCAUCACCGUAUUGGCUGACUCGGGCAAAGGCCAGAACAUUCUCAUCCCGAGACCGGGGUUUUCGAUUUAUCGCACCCUGGCCGAGGCCGUCGGAGUAAACGUCAAAUAUUACGACCUGAUCCCCGAGAACAAUUGGGAAGCGGACUUGCAACACCUGGAGGACCAAGUGGAUGCCAAAACUGCGGCCAUCGUGGUGGUGAAUCCUUCGAACCCUUGCGGCUCGGUUUACAGCGGGCGCCAUCUGGCGGACAUAUUGGACUUGGCGUCGAAGUAUAGACUGCCCGUGAUCGCGGACGAGAUUUACGAGAGGCUCGUGUUUCCGGGUACCGGAUUCGUGUCCGUCGCUUCGCUGCACUCCGGGGUGCCUAUCUUGAUCUGCGGCGGAUUGGCCAAAAGGUUCUUGGCUCCCGGCUGGCGUCUAGGCUGGAUACUAUUGCACGACGAAGUAGGUGCUUUCGACGCCAUCCGCGAAGGCUUGACGCGCCUGAGUCAACGCACGAUAGGGAGUAACACUUUGAUCCAAGGAGCGUUGGCGGAUAUUUUCAAAAACACUCCUCAAAGCUUCCACGAGGCGCUCGUAGCGACCCUACAUCGUCACGCUCUGGUAACCUACGAUAGAUUGUGCGACGCGAAGGGUCUCACGCCUUACAUGCCCGACGGAGCCAUGUACAUGCUGGUGGAAGUUCAUCUGAAGCGAUUCCCGGAGUUUGAAACGAGCCUGGACUUUGUCAAGGCCAUGAUGGAAGAGGAAUCCGUGUUUUGUUUGCCCGGGGAUUGUUUCGGGAUCUCGGGGUUCGUCCGGAUAGUCCUCACCGUGCCCGAAGACCUUUUGAUGAAGGCCUGCGACAGGAUUCGCGACUUUUGCAAUAAUCAUUAUCGAUUUUGAAAGACUGACUCGGCAUUUUUUAGGUUUAACUUUUCCGACGGGUGUCUUUUAGAUUAAGCUUACCAAUAAUACA